Messenger RNA from Spodoptera frugiperda (fall armyworm), 858 nucleotides. RefSeq lists its product as uncharacterized. NCBI's taxonomy places the organism in Eukaryota, Metazoa, Arthropoda, Insecta, Lepidoptera, Noctuidae. The transcript is spliced from 2 exons. Bases 91 to 738 code for a protein of 215 amino acids. The record is from RefSeq and is a predicted model, not a curated record.
CACCCAUAGCAUCCUAUAUAAACGGUUCAUUGAGGUCUCAGCACUUAUUCUUUUAUUGAAUUUAACUACGAAUCACUAUUGAAAGUUAUAAUGUUUGUUAUAAAGGCGAUAUUCUCUGUUUUGUCUGUUUUUCUGUCGGUGGAAGCUGUUCCUGUGGUUUUUAAAGAAUCCACACCCAAUGGAGAAUCCAUAGUCGCGAUAUCAUCUUCCGAUCCAAACGUAGAGAAAUAUUUCACUGAACAAUUUGCUACCAGAUCUGGCUUCACACAAGUGCAUCCUGAGGAACAAAAUCGUCCAUACAACAAUGGACCUAAUGGGCAAGGAGUACACUCAAGCGUCAGUAUCGCUGUACCUGGCAAGGCUGUUGCGGGAGCCGGGAGAAGCUUCGCAUCAGCAUCCACGGGACCAUUCGUCCCACUCUUCGCAUUCCCCAUAGCCCCUGAAGGCUUUGGCUUCAAUAACUUUGACCUCAAAGACUGGGUUCGAAACGUUGAAAGCUUCUACAACCCACACUUUGCUGGCAAUGGACAAGUAAACACUGCAACUGCAAUUAACGAUAACGGUCACAUCUAUGGUAAUGUCAACAAAGUCGCGUUUGAUAAUAGAGAAAAAAGCACUGAUAAUUUUAAUAGCAUGGUAAAAAAAUCAGAUAAUUCUGGUAAAAUUGAGUCACCAUUUGAUAAGAAAGCGAAGAACAAUGCAAUCAAUGACAACAAAGGAGGUUAUAGAAGCUUUUGAUGGUGAUCUUAUUUUGAACUGUAUUACACUCUUACACUGAUUUGUCAAUUAUUCAACGAUAAGUUUCGUAUUAAUUAAGUUAAGAAUAUGAUUCAGUAAUAAACACAAUUUAAAAAUCAA